Messenger RNA from Laetiporus sulphureus 93-53, 438 nucleotides. RefSeq lists its product as uncharacterized. The record is from RefSeq and is a predicted model, not a curated record. The transcript has a single exon. Lineage: Eukaryota; Fungi; Basidiomycota; Agaricomycetes; Polyporales; Laetiporaceae. Bases 111 to 359 code for a protein of 82 amino acids.
GAGCCGCAUGUGUAGCGUGAAUGACGCGCGCAGGAUCGCCUGCUAGCUGAACGUCGAGGUUCCCGACCAGCAUAUCUCCUUAGUCCACCCCAUUCUCCUCGCCUCCCAGUAUGCCCGUACACUUCCUCCCAGUCCGUGUUUCACGCCGGGCUGCCAACCCUCGCUUUCUGUGGCUGCAUCGGAGACCGCUCGCAUGCAGUCCCAUCAUCCGACGUGCUCGAUCCGCGCUGCGCCAUCGCUCCCCACUCGCGGAUCGCGAUCCGUACCUUCCACGUUCAUCCAGUCUCGCGCGUCUGACCGUCACACCCGGACCGCCAUGCAGUGUAUUCAGCGUGUACAGUAGUUCUGUAACACCAUAAGAAACCCAAAGGAAACGUAAUGCGCCCAGGCCGCGCACAUGUAAGCUGCUUCGCCCACCACACGUCGAGAGCGGCCGCC